This is a messenger RNA of Prunus dulcis (almond), 1309 nucleotides long. RefSeq names its product peroxidase 12. Gene Ontology annotation, molecular function: peroxidase activity; heme binding. Lineage: Eukaryota; Viridiplantae; Streptophyta; Magnoliopsida; Rosales; Rosaceae. The record is from RefSeq and is a predicted model, not a curated record. The coding region runs from base 77 to 1150 and encodes 357 amino acids. The transcript has 3 exons. Gene Ontology annotation, cellular component: plasmodesma; plant-type cell wall. Gene Ontology annotation, biological process: hydrogen peroxide catabolic process; response to oxidative stress.
AUUAAAAAUCUGCCUAUAAAGAGAAGGCUCUCUUUCGCUUCAUCUUUGCCAAACAAACGCAAAGAAAAACAUAGCCAUGGCUGCUUCUUCUUCUGCUUCAUUCACCUUUUUCUCUCUGCUUCUGGUUUCUUCUCUCUUUGUUUCUUCUUUGUUUUGUGUCUCAGAGGCACAACCUUCUGUUCCUGUGGUUAAAGGGCUUUCGUGGUCCUUCUACGAGUCUAGCUGCCCUAAUCUCAACUCCAUAGUCAGAAAACACCUCAAGAAAGUCUUCAAGGAGGACAUUGGCCAAGCUGCUGGCUUGCUUCGUCUCCAUUUCCAUGACUGCUUUGUUCAGGGAUGUGAUGGGUCGGUUUUGCUGGAGGGAUCAGCCAGUGGACCAAGUGAGCAGGAGGCGCCUCCCAACCUGACCUUGAGGGCAAAGGCUUUUCAAAUCAUCAAUGACCUCCGUGAGCUUAUCCACAAGAAGUGUGGCAGAGUUGUCUCUUGUUCUGAUAUCACAGCCUUGGCUGCAAGAGAUUCUGUUUUCCUGUCGGGUGGCCCUGACUAUGAUGUGCCAUUGGGAAGAAAGGAUGGGCUAAACUUUGCAACACAAAAUGCAACCCUAGCAAACCUUCCCCCUCCCUCAAGCAACACAAGCAAACUUCUCACAGACCUGGCAAAGAAAAACCUAGAUGCCACAGAUGUUGUAGCCCUCUCUGGUGGCCACACCAUUGGCCUUAGCCAUUGCUCCUCCUUCACUGGCAGGCUCUACCCAACCCAAGACCCUACCAUGGACAAAACUUUUGCCAAUGACCUCAAGGAAAUUUGCCCUGCAGAAGACACCAACGCCACCACCGUGCUCGAUAUCCGUUCACCGGACACAUUCGACAACAAAUACUACGUCGAUCUCAUGAACCGCCAAGGUUUAUUCACAUCGGACCAAGAUUUGUACACGGAUAAAAGGACAAAGGACAUUGUCAAGAGCUUUGCUGUUAACCAGACCUUGUUCUUUGAGGAGUUUGUGAAAUCUAUGAUCAAGAUGGGGCAAUUAAGCGUGCUGACUGGCUCCAAAGGCGAAAUUCGUGCAGAUUGCUCGGUAAGGAAUUCGGACAAUAAGAGUUACUUGUCCUCUGUGGUUGAAGAGGAUGAGGAGAGCUUGUCUGAGUUUUAGGCUCAAUGUGUUCAAUAACUUGACUUGUCUAUGUACUUGUUUCAUAUGCUUAUGUGCUAGAAACCUCUCACGUUUUGGUGUGCUUAGUGCUAAAAUGUUUGUAAUAACAGCCCCUUAAUUAUGUUAAAAUUUAGUUUGUUUCACCAAUCUGGUGCACCA